CCCAAUUUACUAAAAUUGCCCUCAGUCUGCCCUCUAAUACCCGUGGUACAGUCAGCAGACAGACAGCUUGUUGACUUAGAUGCCCUCCGGCUUCAUGUCCUGUAGAUGCACUGAGGCCCACAUAGCCAGCUGCAAGAGCCUGAACAAAUUUCACCACUGAAUAGUAUCAGUCAUGAGCUGGCUCUUCAGAGAAAAGGGGGCUGAAGAAAUACAGUACUGUAGGCUAAAUUCUCUGUUUUUCAAAAUGUAGGUAAAAAGGCAAUGUAAAACAAAAAACAUAGCUGCAUAGUUACAUCCUUGUAGCUUUUCUGAAUAUUCCCAGCACUCGCAUGUUAUUGCACUUGACUACUUAGAAGAAGAUUGCAUUUUACUGACAUUGCCUAAAAUUGCCAAUUGCCUUGGACUAAAAUUUUCUUUUACUUGGCUUUAAACCUGGAUGAAGAAUGAUGAUUCCUCAUGUUGUUGUGUUUUGUUGCUUCGCAGUUGUCUGUGCGGAGGUGUCAGAAGUGCUGGAGGUGAGCGGCCAUGUUGGAGGAGAGGUCUCCAUCCACUGUUCUGGUAGCUGGACCACAAACAACAGCUCUGAACACUACUACAUGUACUUCUGCAAAGGAGUCUGCUCCAGAGAUUCCAGUCUCAUUCAACCUGCGAGGAAGAGGUUGGCUGGUGCGCGGCAAGGGAGAUACAGCAUGGAGGUCAACAGAGGAGAUGGAGCCUUCAAAGUGACCAUAAAGAGGCUGAAGAGGGUGGAUGCAGGGAGAUAUUGCUGUGGAGUGGAGAAAACGUUUGACGUGUUGCGCCAGGAGGUCAAUCUCAUAGUCGUAGAGACUUCCACUGUUCCUCACCAAUCUCCUCCCUCCACCACCACCCUGCAGACCAAAGCAGAAACUCUGCCCCAAGGCAGCUUUCCAUCUAGCACUAAACCGUCACCAGCAGCAGCAACCCACCUCAAAGACACCAUAGUGGUCAUCAUUGUUUCGGUGAGCCUGGCUCUUCUGGUUUGUGCCAUCAUACCUCUUAUAUUCUACGGAAACUGCCGGCGUAAUUCGGAAGGUCAGAACAAGGGUGAGUCUGACUACUGUGAGGAACAUGCAGAAGUUGCUCCUGCUCCGGCUGCAGUGAGGCUGCGGUCUGUAGAACCAGGUACUGAUCCAGAGUCCAGUGUUCAAGAUGCCUCACAGUUUGCUGCUGUCUACCAGGCACUGGAUUCCAAAUCUUUGGACUAAGCAGGGUUGUUUCUGUGUCUGACCUGAAAGCUAAUCUCACCCUCUUCUCUGUGUCAAACACAUGUUUGAAUAUAUUUCUGUGCAUAUCCUUUCUUUGGAUGUCUACUUUUUUACUUUGUAAGUUAUUUCUCUAUUUCUUACAAUGAAUAGCAGCAGUUACCUCCUUGCUGUCCUUUUUAACUUCCACAUUAGGAAUAAGGUUACUGUGAUUUUGACUUAUUGAACACGCCUCUGUUAGACACGUCUGGUGCUGCCUGAUGAAAGUAAAAACUGUUUUGUUAACGGGACCAGUAAAUUUGCAGGAUGUGGCUUAUAUGUUGCACAAAUGGGUACGGAAGAUUUAAAAUAUCUAAAUUAAAACAAAUCAAA
This is a messenger RNA of Etheostoma cragini (Arkansas darter), 1595 nucleotides long. RefSeq names its product CMRF35-like molecule 9. The record is from RefSeq and is a predicted model, not a curated record. NCBI's taxonomy places the organism in Eukaryota, Metazoa, Chordata, Actinopteri, Perciformes, Percidae. Gene Ontology annotation, molecular function: transmembrane signaling receptor activity. Gene Ontology annotation, cellular component: plasma membrane. Bases 444 to 1226 code for a protein of 260 amino acids. The transcript has 6 exons.